AUGGAGAAUCGUCUAGUAAGAUGGGAGGAGUUAGACAUGGACUGUUUGGCAACUGUUUUUGAAAAGGUUGGUAUGGAGUCACUGCUCCUGAAUAUCCCUUUUGUGUGCAAGUCAUGGUACAAAGCGAGUCUCAGUCCUUGCUGCUGGCUAAGUCUCGACUUCGCGGAAAUUUUACCCAAGUACUACUAUACUUGGAUGGAAAACGACAGUUGCUUUGUGAAAAGAUUUUUAGAUGAAUAUAGAUUCGAUAAGAUGCGUUUCAGUGUCGCCGGAUUUAUGAAGCUCGUCAUCCAUCGUAGCAAAGGGCGUGCUACUUUUCUCAGGCUACCUGGAUGCUGUACCCUCGAAGAAUUCAAAUAUGUUGCAGAUGUGUGUCCUGGCCUCAAGGCUUUGUCUUUGCCUAGUGAACUAGUGUUUCCGCAACGUAGCAUGAUUAUAGAACUGAUUGAAAAGUGGGAAAAUUUGGAGUCAUUGUCAUUGAAAAGUCGCAUAAAUAUUGCUGAACUCCUUUCACCAAUCAGCCUUCACUGCAAGAACUUUCGUCGUUUAGAUAUACAUGGUGCUUCAGUAGGUGAAGAUGCGGCGUUGUCGAUCGUCAAAUUGGUGCCUAAUAUUGAGCACUUAAGCUUGAGACGGGCAAGAAUUCCUCGGGGCAGUCUUAUAACAAUCUUACGGGGCUGUAAGAAGCUUGUGUGUUUGGAUGUUAGCGGUUGUAUAGGUUUUGAUGAGGAAGACGAGGAAAUAUCAAAGCUUGCUUCUCAUAUUACUAGUUUCAGCUGUCUGGGUUCUAGACCUAGACUCUACUAUGAUUCUGAUUCUGAUUCCGAUGAUUAUUAUGAUUCUGAUGAUUCUGAUGAUGAUUAUGAAGAUGAUGAGUAUGCUGGCUCUGAUGGUUUGGUUCAGCCACUCUCUCGGAGCAAGCAAGACCCAAGAAUUCCCGAUCCUUUUGCUUUUCAUUGCCUUUAUCUUACAUUUAAGAUGGAGAAUGAACGAAGAUGGGAGGACUUAAAUGUGGACUGUUUGGUGAAUGUUUUUGGAAGAGUAGGGAUGCAGUCACUACUCUUGGAUGUUCCCUUUGUGUGCAAGUCAUGGUACACAGCAUCCCUGAGUCCUUCAUGCUGGGAAUGUCUCAUUUUUCCUGGUGGUUUUGAUGGCUUUGACCUUCCAACUCUCGAUCUUUGGAGUUCUGAGGGUGAACUUGGAACCUUUAUGGAUAGGUUUCGAUGUAUAUAUCGAAUUGAUGAGGAUCGUUUCUCUGUCACUGCAUUUCUAAAGGUGGUUGUCAAUCGUAGCAGAGGGCAAGCUACUGUUGUCAGGCUACCUGGAUUUUGUUCCUUGGAAGCAAUGAAAUAUGUUGCAGAUGUGUGUCCUCGCCUGAAGGCUCUGUACGUUGACAAAAUGAUUGCUGAACUAAUUGGAAAGUGGAAAGAUUUGGAGGAAUUGUUCUUGGGGAGCAGCAUUGGUAUUGAGAAAACUCUGUCAGAUAUCAGCAUUCACUGCAAGAAAUUUUGGCGUUUACAUGUGGGUAAUGCCUAUAUAUGUAAUGAUGAGGCAUUGGCAAUUGUCAAGUCGGUGCCUAAUAUUAAGCACUUGAGCUUGAGGCGGGCAGACAUUGAACGGGAUAAUCUUGUCACAAUACUACAGGGCUGCAAGGAACUUGUGGCUUUGGAUGUCAGUGAUUGUAGAGGUUUUGACGAGGGCGAUGAUGAAAUAUAUAAGCUUGCUUCUCAUAUUACUAAUUUCAGGUGUGAGGGUUCCUCUUCUAAAUAUUCUUCUGAUUCCGAUGAUAACCUUGAUCGAAAUCCUGUCUAUUUUUUUGGAUAUGAAUCUGAUUAA
Prunus armeniaca (apricot) is the source of this 1836-nucleotide messenger RNA. Lineage: Eukaryota; Viridiplantae; Streptophyta; Magnoliopsida; Rosales; Rosaceae. The record is from the annotation of a GenBank genome assembly.